Messenger RNA from Triticum aestivum (bread wheat), 1417 nucleotides. RefSeq names its product vacuolar protein sorting-associated protein 29. Lineage: Eukaryota; Viridiplantae; Streptophyta; Magnoliopsida; Poales; Poaceae. The transcript has 3 exons. The record is from RefSeq and is a predicted model, not a curated record. Gene Ontology annotation, cellular component: retromer complex. The coding region runs from base 243 to 809 and encodes 188 amino acids. Gene Ontology annotation, biological process: retrograde transport, endosome to Golgi.
UUCAGUUGUUUUGUUUUCGAGGGGAAGACCUUCAGGCUGGACGCUUUGCCGCUUUGCCGGUUUGGAAGUUUGAUGAGGACGGAAGUGAGUUGUCCCAACAAGUUUGAGGGGUAUCGAUCGUGCUAGGGAUUUGAGUGGAAGAUUUGAUCAUCGCGUUCCAGGAGAGCAGAGCGGGCUGAGCGAUUCGGAUCGCUCUCCACCUUCCGCCGCCGUCCCCCUUCCUCCCCCCGAUCCCCAAUCCAAUGGUGCUGGUCCUAGCGCUGGGGGAUCUGCACAUCCCGCACCGUGCGCCCGACCUGCCCGCCAAGUUCAAGUCCAUGCUCGUCCCGGGCAAGAUCCAGCACAUCAUCUGCACCGGGAACCUCUGCAUCAAGGAAGUUCACGACUACCUUAAAAGCCUCUGUCCUGAUCUCCACAUUACCAGAGGUGAAUAUGAUGAGGAUGCUCGCUACCCAGAGACAAAAACAGUUACUAUUGGUCAGUUCAAGCUAGGGCUAUGCCAUGGCCAUCAGGUUGUUCCAUGGGGCGACCUGGACUCCCUAGCGAUGCUCCAGAGGCAGCUGGAUGUGGACAUCCUCGUCACCGGGCACACCCAUCAGUUCAAGGCCUACAAGCACGAGGGGGGUGUCGUCAUCAACCCUGGCUCAGGCACGGGCGCCCACAGCAGCAUCACAUAUGACGUCAACCCGAGCUUUGUGCUCAUGGACAUCGAUGGCCUCCGUGUUGUUGUCUACGUGUACGAGCUCAUUGACGGCGAGGUGAAGGUUGACAAGAUCGACUUCAAGAAGACCGCCACGAUGCAUGGCUAAUGGUGCUUACGCAUGACAGAAAUCUGAUCCUGUUUGUUCUUACCCCCCCCCCCCCCCCCCCCCCCCCACCCCCACACCACACCACCACCACCACCACCACAAUUUCCCCGACCUGGAGCUCCUUUUCCUUUGUACCCUUCUGCUCGAUAUGAAAAACUAGAGCUGUGUUUACAUAUUAGUGAAUGGGAUAUGCGUGAUAUGAUUCCAACUCGCGCACAAACUGAAACGGUUUGUCAAGGAGGCGUCCCCCCUCAUGUAUCUCUCACUCAGUAUGGUGACCGGCUGAAUAGCAGCUGGCGCUGGCGUUUUUUUAGUGUUAAUCUCAGCAGGUCGCUGGAUCGAUGGAAAGCCCAGUGUCUACCCUGGACGUGAUGUGUGUGAACUCACCUGGUGCCGCCUAAUUACUGCUUUGUUGACGUGUUUCCUUAUCCAUGUAUGAGAUUUUUGUAAUAAUGGUGCUCUGGGCCGGAGCAACUUAGAUGGAUUCUCUGCCUUUAGGUAGUCGGUUCCCUUCCCAUUUGUCCUAGGUGGAUUUUGAAUCUUUGUAGGUGUUUGUGGUCAUGUUUUUCAGGCUUCUUUCUGAAUGAAGCCGGGGAGCUCUCCUUGUU